UGAUUUGUCGGAAACCAGCGCCAAGUUUAUUUGGACAUAAACAACAACGUGUGUAGGUUGUGGAUUUAGGUGUCGAUCUCCCCUCUAGAUCUGUUCACUUAAAACAUGAAACCCAAAGGGAUAGGGAAAAGUCCAAAGAAAUGGGGAAAACAAAAGCAGAAGAAAUCUCCUGUGAAAGGUGUUCAAACUAUAACAGCCAUGUUCAAACAGCAGACUGCUGGUAUGUCGAAAGGUUCUCCAAACAUUCCGUCCACUAUUGAACAGGAUAAUUCCAGUACCAGGCCAAGUGAUGACAAAGAUUCUGAUGAUGUCACCAUAGUUGAAGUGGAAUGUAAAUAUUUUCAAAAGACCCGAAAUAAAGAUGAUUCUAAAGUGACGAUUCCAGAACCCACAUCUCCAUACUUUAAAAAACACAGAAAUUCUUCAAGAUUACGUCUUAAGAAAUCUAUGUCAAAGGAAAGUUCUGAAGGUGUUAUUGUGGAAGGUAGAUCAAAUAAUGAAAUAAAAAUUGAAACGAGUGACAAUGAAAUGAAAAUUGACAGUGAAGAAGAAUCUCCGUCGCAAAAAGAGAAUAAGUUGAAAGUCAACAGUGACAAAGAUAAAGUGUCACAGAAUGCAAAAAGGUUGCUUGGGAAAAGAAAGUUAUGGCAGGAUGAUGAUGAUUUCAUGACGGAAGACAAGAAAAGAAAAAAUUCUAAAUCAUUGAAAAAACAAAUGAAGGAAGAAAGUAGAGAAAAGAACAGUUCAGAUUUAGAUCGUCUUGAAAGUAAAUCGUCGAUUAAAAAAAAUAGGACAAAGGAUUCGUCAAAGAGUGUGAAAUAUUCCAGAACAGUCGGAACAAAACAUUGUACAGAUGCUAAGACUGACUACGCAGGAAAGGACGCAUCGAAACGUGUAUGUGAAAAUAAAACUUCAUCAGAAUUAUUGACAUUGAAGGACAGUACUCCAUCUACAUCAUCUCAAUCUGAUUGCCAAACCAAACAGCACAUUUCUGAAAAACAGAGUCUGAGUAAAAAAUCUAAAAAAAAUUCCCCAAGUAAAAGAGAAGCUAAGUUGGAUAGUAGGAGCCAAACAGAGGAAUCUCAGACAGUGUGUGUGGACAUUCACAGUGAUAGCAGGACAGAAAUUAGUCAGACAGAUAGUCAGACAGACAGUGUAAUGAUCAUGAAGGACAGUCAGACGGACAGUCAGACAGACGGUGUAAUGAAGGAGAGUCAGACAGACAGUGUAAUGACGGACAGUCAGACGGACAGUGUAGGAGAAGAUUUGAAGGAGAAGUACAAAACGCCAUACUACCAUGAAAACUUCAAAGUGAUCAUGACAACUGUAUUAGGGGAGUCCGACUAUGUCAGACUCUUCAGUGAAGACGAUAUGAAACUUAUUGGAGAAUUUCAAACAUGCUCAGAAUCAGCCCAGAAGUUGUAUAUUCGUCUGUUCUCCAGGAAGUUGGCUUGGUUACCAGCAUCGAGAAUAAAAUAUCCGGAAAUAGAGGAUGAUCUGAUUCCAGUUUUGGAAGAAUUGGCCCAGCAUCACCUUGUUAAGACGGCUGAAGGUUUGACUGACCUUCAGGUGACAUUGAACAUCCUGUCUGCUGGAGAUUUGAAGACUUUGGCUAAAACCUAUCACAUCAAUGUGACGAAUCAGAACAAGCCCGAUAUUAUACAGACGUUGAUGAAGAAAAGUAAACAGAACACGAUCGGCUCCAUGUUCAAGGUCGCUGGCUUUGGGGGUUCGAGUACCAUGAUUAACAGAGCCAAGAAAUUACUGGGGGGCUGUGUACACCUGAUGGAAGAGCCAAGAACCGUGUUCCUGAGGCUGUUGAUGCUGUUCUCUUUAAAUGACACAAUUUUGGAUGAAGACAAUGGCACUGGUAGUCAGGGUCAACAGCUGUUCCAAAUGCUACAAGUAAACAUAGGAAAAUUGGUGUAUCCAGCCUACACGGUAAACAAGAACAGUGCUAUAUUUGGGGACAGGGACACUUUCCUCAGGUUCGCCAAUGCGGUGACAAUGGAAAGUGAUAUACUAACAAGGAUAGAGAAAAAAGACUUUGAUCGGGCGUUUGAUAUCUACCAAUCGGCACACACAGAGUAUGACAGACUAUUACAGGAUUCCGCUGUACUGAGACAUGACAAAAAUCUGCCAGAUUUCCUCCGGUCCUACACAGCGUGUGGUGUGUGUGUCCGGGUGAUGAACCAGGGGGUGGAGAUACUUCAGCGCAGGAAGAACUAUACACAGGCAGUCCAACUUCUGGAGAAGUUACUGAGCCAGCAAACCUACUGUGUAACUUACCGCGGCCACUGGUGGGAACGUCUCGCUCUCAACUAUGAUGCUCACCUUAAACAGCAAGCUAAGACGCUGAAGUGUAUUGGUGAAGCCCUGGAGGACAAGUAUGUCCGAACAGGACACAGACUAGCUCUGUUUCAAAGGGCAGAGAAAAUCUGUACAGCUCCCAAGUCAAAGUUCAGAGAACAACUGCUCACCUUUCACCAUGAACCGGUCGUAGACUACCCUGAGGUGUUUCUGGAUGGUAAAGUGCUACCAGACAAUGUACCUGGGGCGAAAUUUCGUUUCCUGAUAUCGACACCAGGGUCGGAGGAUGAUCCAGACAACCUGACAUUUUGUGGAGUGGAACAACUUGUGAUGGAACACUACCGUCAGAACGGAUAUACAGAUGGUUUGCAUGCUGAAGGAUCCACAGUUACGAGUCUGUUCGUACUGUUUUUCUGGGAUGUGAUUUACUGCGACAUUCCGGACGCCUUCCAUUCUCUCUACCAAGUGAUGCCCCUGGACUUCCACAGUGACCACUUUUAUGCUAGUCGUAAGGACAAGAUUGACCGCCGGUUAGAUAUUCUGAGAAACAGUUCUAUAGAGGAACUACACCAGAUGGUGUCAGAUGUCUGGGAUCAACACGAGGGGGAGGCAUGUGGUAUGAGCUGGGACCGUUUCACUAGCGUCGACCAUGUAAAGGGCCUAGUAACCUGUUUUGGUGGGAAGGUGAUAGCUGGUAUACUGGAGAGGUAUGCUCGUAACCCUCGUCAGACUAGAGGUGGAUUCCCGGACCUGACGAUGUGGAAUACAAACAAUAAAACAGUCAAGAUAUGUGAAGUGAAGGGUCCAGGAGAUCGUCUUUCUCAAAAACAGAUUCUGUGGCUGAGUUCCCUGAUCAACCUAGGAGUAGAUGCAGAGGUGUGCUAUGUCAAAGCUGUGAGUACCAAGAUGCUGAAACAUUCCUCGCUGACAAAAGGAUCUGUGUGACGGUUAAUGAAGUAACUGAUGGAUAUUCUCCUGUGGUCCUGUUGUUGUGCAGUGCAUGGCAACAUCAAAGCAGUGAAGUGCUAAAUUUCCAAUUAUUUCCAGUCUGAUGAAUCUCAACGUCAGUAAUACACAGUAAUAUUGAUAAUUGUUUAUCAAUGUUGUAUUGCAACACGAACCAAGUUCUCUUUAUAGAAAUUUUAUUAUAAAAUUUUGACAAUAUUGUAAAUAUUGAGCAUCAAAACAAUGAUGUAUGAAGAAUAAAAAUGACAAUGAAGAGAUGACAAAUUAUUUAUAAAAUCUAAUAUGUAGAGACAAUAUCUUCGUAUAUGUAUAAUAUGGUGUUCCUCCUGGACAAAGGAAGGACAAAUAUUAAAUACUUACAACAUAAGAUAAUAAUGUUUUUUAUUUUCUAAAUUAAUAUAUUGCACAGUG
This is a messenger RNA of Pecten maximus, 3687 nucleotides long. Its product is annotated as fanconi-associated nuclease 1-like. Lineage: Eukaryota; Metazoa; Mollusca; Bivalvia; Pectinida; Pectinidae. Gene Ontology annotation, biological process: interstrand cross-link repair. Gene Ontology annotation, cellular component: nucleus. The transcript is spliced from 15 exons. The coding region runs from base 106 to 3255 and encodes 1049 amino acids. The record is from RefSeq and is a predicted model, not a curated record. Gene Ontology annotation, molecular function: 5'-3' exonuclease activity; 5'-flap endonuclease activity; flap-structured DNA binding.